CUGAUAAGUGAAUGGAUGACCUGAGACCCCAAGCAGGAUCGAUCCAGAGAGAUUCAGCAGGUUCCCUCACAUCAGCGUGUGUCGAGCUGUGAAAGUGAACUGACCACUGAAGACUGACCGGACCAACGAUGCUGCCCCACACCGCUGUCCAGCUGGUGCUGCUGCUGGGUUUGGGGAGCUGGGCUGAAAGAUUGUGUCCAGAUGAUCUGGACAGCUCGUGUAAACAGAACCCCUACAAGGAGCCCGUCAGCUCAGGCGCUGUGGUGUCGUAUGAGCAGCUGAAGCAGAUGCUGGAAUCUAAAAAUGUGCAGCUGUUUGAUGUUCGUGAGCCAGAUGAGUUCGUAGAAGGAGCGAUUCCAGGAGCUACUAACACCCCCUUGUCCGAGCUGGAGCAGGCCUUCACGCUGUCCCCGGAUCAGUUCACGGAGCUGUACGGAGUCGCCAUGCCGGGGAAAGAUGACCUGGACUUUAUCCUGUACUGCCAGAGGGGGCGCCGCAGUCUCACUGCGCUGGAGAUGGUUCAGGAACUGGGCUACAGCAGAGCUUGUCAUUACGGCGGAGGUUACAGUGAGUGGUCCGAGCUUGAGGAGCAGGGGCAGCAGCUUUAACGUCGGCUGUUCUGGGAUCAGCUUGACGUUGUUUCAGUCCAGGCCGAUGAUUUAGUCUCAGAGUUCAGUGUUUGAGUCCAGAUCAGCAACUGAACAUUCGCUGUGGUGCAGACGCAUAUGGGGAAUUUUUACCCCCCUGUCGUACAAAAUAAAUAAAUUAAUUCAUUUAAAUAUUAAAUAGUGAAUAAAUUUGUCAAAUAGUUGGAUGCAAAGUUUUGUGCUACACCACCGUGGAUGACUUGGGCACUUCUGAGCAACUUUCUCUUCAACCCUAACCAGAAAGAAACCUGGAAUAUUGUUAUUUAUAAAAUAUGACGUACAUGUAAAUGGUUUACAGAGCACUGUAAUUUAUUGGAGAUUGAUUAUUAUUUAUGAAUUUCAGAAGGAACUGUAAAUUCACUGCUGUCAGUAUUUUUGUAUCAGAGUAAAGCCGUUUUGUUUUGUAA
Pygocentrus nattereri (red-bellied piranha) is the source of this 1054-nucleotide messenger RNA. RefSeq names its product thiosulfate:glutathione sulfurtransferase. Gene Ontology annotation, molecular function: thiosulfate-cyanide sulfurtransferase activity. The transcript has 4 exons. Bases 129 to 608 code for a protein of 159 amino acids. Gene Ontology annotation, cellular component: mitochondrion. The record is from RefSeq and is a predicted model, not a curated record. Lineage: Eukaryota; Metazoa; Chordata; Actinopteri; Characiformes; Serrasalmidae.